GAUAAUGAUGGUAUUCCUGAUGCUGAAGAUAAUGAUGAUGAUGGAGAUGGUAUUCCUGAUGAGCAAGAAAAGGAUACUGAUGGAGAUGGUAUCCCAGAUCAUUUGGAUGAUGAUGAUGAUAAUGAUGGCGUACCUGACAAAGAAGAUAAUGAUGAUGAUGGGGAUGGUAUUCCUGAUGAACAAGAAAAGGAUACUGAUGGUGAUGGUAUCCCAGAUCAUUUGGAUGAAGAUGAUGAUAAUGAUGGUGUUCCAGAUUCAGAGGACACUGAUGAUGAUGGGAAUGGUAUUCCCGAUGAACAAGAAAAGGAUACUGAUGGUGAUGGUAUCCCUGAUCAUUUGGAUAAUGAUGAUGAUAAUGAUGGUAUUCCUGAUACAGAGGAUGAUGAUGGGGAUGGUGUUACUGAUAAUGAAAAGGAGCAGAAUGUUGAUAAAAAUGACAUUCCAGACUACUUGGAAAAAGAUACAGAUGGUGAUGGAAUUCCUGAUUAUUUGGAUGAUGAUAUAGAUGGUGAUGGAAUCCCAAAUGAAAAAGAUGAGGAUGAUGACGGAGAUGGCAUUCCAGAUAAAGAAGAAGAUUCAGAUGGUGACGGGAUUCCAGAUUUUUUAGAUGAAGAUGAUGAUGGUAAUGGAAUACCAGAUCACCUUGAAAAGGACACUGAUGGGGAUGGUGUUCCAGAUUACUUAGAUAAUGAUAUUGAUGGUGAUGGAAUCCCUAAUGACCAGGAUGCUGAUGAUGAUGGUGAUGGAAUUCCUGAUAAGUUUGAAGGAGAUAGUGAUGGUGAUGGAAUACCAGACUAUUUGGAAGAUACUGAUGGGGACGGUGUUCCUGACUAUUUAGAUGAUGAUAUUGAUGGAGAUGGUAUUCCAAAUGAUGAAGAUGGAGAUGAUGAUGGUGAUGGCAUACCUGAUAUUUGGGAAGGAGACAGUGAUGGUGAUGGGGUACCAGACUAUUUGGAAGAUACUGAUGGGGAUGGUGUUCCAGACUAUCAAGAUGAUGAUAUAGAUGGAGAUGGUAUUCCCAAUGAUGAAGAUGAUGAUGAUGAUGGGGAUGGAGUUCCCGAUGAGCUGGAAAAAGAUACAGAUGGGGAUGGUAUUCCUGAUUUUUUAGAUGAUGAUAUUGAUGGGGAUGGUAUUUCUAAUGAUCAAGAUGAUGAUGAUGACGGUGAUGGAAUUCCUGAUAUAAAUGAGGAUGAAGAUGGUGAUGGAAUCCCUGAUCAUCUGGAUGAUGAUGAUGAUAAUAAUGGCAUACCUGAUCACCUUGAAGGGGACAGCGAUGGUGAUGGUGUACCAGACUAUUUGGAAGAUACUGAUGGGGAUGGUGUACCUGACUACUUAGAUGAUGACAUUGAUGGAGAUGGUAUUCCAAAUAAUGAAGAUAGUGAUGAUGAUGGGGAUGGCAUACCUGAUAACUGGGAAGGUGACAGCGAUGGUGAUGGGGUACCAGACUUUUUAGAAGAUACUGACGGAGAUGGUGUACCUGACUACUUAGAUGAUGACAUUGAUGGAGAUGGCAUUCCAAAUGACCAAGAUAGUGAUGAUGAUGGGGAUGGCAUCCCAGAUAUAUGGGAACGUGACAGUGAUGGUGAUGGCAUUUUGGAUUAUUUAGAAGACACAGAUGGCGAUGGUAUUCCCGAUUAUAAGGAUGAUGAUAUAGAUGGAGACGGUAUACCUAAUGAUGAAGAUGCUGAUGAUGAUGGUGAUGGAAUUCCAGAUGAACUAGAAAAAGACACAGAUGGUGAUGGAGUGCCUGACUAUCUUGAUGAUGAUGAUGAUGGUGAUGGAAUACCUGACAACCUGGAAAUUGACACAGAUGGAGAUGGGAUACCUGACUAUAAGGAUGAUGAUAUUGAUGGAGAUGGUAUUCCAAAUGACCAAGAUGAAGAUGAUGAUGGUGAUGGCAUACCAGAUGCUCUUGAAAAAGAUACAGAUGGUGAUGGUGUACCAGACUAUCUAGAUAAUGAUGACGAUGGUAAUGGCAUACCUGAUAAUUUGGAAGUUGAUACUGAUGGAGAUGGUGUACCAGAUUAUCUGGAUGAUGAUGAUGAUAAUGAUGGCAUCCCAGACUCUUUAGAUGAUGAUGAUGAUGGGGAUGGCAUUCCGGAUCACCUUGAAACUGAUACAGAUGGGGACGGAAUACCUGAUUUUCUAGAUGAAGAUGAUGAUAAUGAUGGUAUCCCAGAUCAUCUUGAUGAGGACCAGGAUGGUGAUGGCAUUCCUGAUGUUUACCAAGUUGACACUGAUGGGGAUGGGCUUCCAGACUAUCUUGAUGAUGAUGAUGAUAAUGAUGGAAUACCAGAUUCAUUGGAUACUGAUGAUAACAAUAAUGGUAUUCCGGAUGACCAGGAAGUUGAUACAGAUGGUGAUGGUAUUCCUGAUUAUAUUGAUGAUGAUGAUGACAAUGAUGGUAUUCCAGAUUACAUUGAUGAUGAUGCAGAUGGAAAUGGAGUUCCUGAUUCACAAGAGAUUGAUACUGAUGGGGAUGGAGUUCCAGACUACCUUGAUGAAGAUGAUGACAAUGAUGGCAUCCCAGAUACUGAUGAUGAUGAUGAUGAUGGUGAUGGUAUCCCAGACAGUCAUGAAAUCGAUUCUGAUGGUGAUGGAAUUCCUGAUAAUUUAGAUGAUGAUGAUGACAAUAAUGGAAUCCCUGAUCAUUUGGAGAAAGACACUGAUGGUGAUGGUGUUCCAGAUUAUCUUGAUGAUGAUGAUGACAAUGAUGGCAUUCCUGAUGACUUGGAUGAUGAUGAUGAUGGAGAUGGAAUACCAGAUCAGUUAAAGACCUUGGACAUGAAUAAAAAUGGAAUUCCAGAUUAUCAGGAAAUUGAUACUGAUGGUGAUGGAACACCGGACUACUUGGAUGAUGAUGAUGACAAUGAUGGAAUACCUGAUGAUCUUGAUGAUGACGAUGAUGGUGAUGGAAUACCAGAUGACCAAGAAAUUGACACAGAUGGUGAUGGUAUUCCAGAUUAUCUAGAUGAUGAUGAUGACAAUGAUGGUAUUCCUGAUGAUGAAGAUGCAGAUGCAGAUGGUGAUGGAAUACCAGAUGCUGAAGAGGAUGACACUGAUGGGGAUGGAAUACCUGAUUACUUGGAUGAUGAUGAUGAUAAUGAUGGUGUCCCAGAUAGUAUUGACACUGACAAGGAUGGAAAUGGAAUACCAGAUUUUAUGGAAAAGGACUCUGAUGGUGAUGGUGUUCCUGAUUAUCUGGAUGAUGAUGAUGACAAUGAUGGUAUACCAGAUAUAUUAGAUAAUGAUGAUGAUGGUGAUGGCAUUCCAGAUGAUAAAGAAGAUUUUGAUGGAGACGGAAUCCCUGACUACUUGGAUGAUGAUGCGGAUGGUGAUGGUAAGUCAGACAAACUACCUGACUCUGACGGUGAUGGUAUUCCUGACAUACGUGAUGAUGAUGAUGACAAUGAUGGCAUCCCUGACACCCAGGAAGACACGGAUGGUGAUGGCAUUCCAGAUUACAUGGAUGAUGAUGCUGAUGGAGAUGGUAUUCUUGAUAAAGAUCAAGAUUCUGAUGGAGAUGGCAUCCCAGAUCAUUUAGACGAUGAUGAUGACAAUGACGGUAUUCCUGACAGCCUUGACAAGGAUGAUGAUGGAGAUGGCAUACCUGACAGCCAGGAUAAGUCCAAAUGUGACAAAGAUACCUGCCCUUCAAAACCAAUUAAAAAGCCAAGCAAGAAGAAAAGCUUGGCCAAAGAACAGGCUUCAUUUUGGAUUCGCAUAAAAAAUGCUCUUAAGAAAAUGAUGGCAGCUGCACUGAACCAAGAAGGUGGACAAGCAACUGAGAAACCGCCUCCACCACCUCCAGUCAAACAGAAGCCACAUGAACAAAAAUAUGAUCUCCUUGAUGUGGUCAAGAAUUUCAUUUGGGGGAAACCUAAAAGUGAUGAUGAUGACGAUGAUGAUGACAAUAAAAAUAAGGAAAAUGAUGACAAGGAUGAUGAUGACAAUAAAAAUGACGAACUUCCAGACACUCCAAUAAAAAUUGUGCAUGCCAAGCUCAAGCAAGCACCACCAAAGGGCGUUAAAAUCACCAUUCCAACACCAGCACAAAAGUUGCAGGUUGUUAAGAGGGUUGAUGCCAAAAAUGUCCAACUAGAGGCCUUGAAACUGGCAGCCCAGAAAAAGGCAGCCAAUGUCCAAACAAAAACACUGAAAGGUAAAACACUCACACCGAUAGAAAUACAACAACUUCAGCUACAAAACAGAAAACAACAAAACAGCAAGCAGCCUCCUCAGAAAUCAGAGCCUACUAUACAUCAAAAGCCAAUCAAACAGACCCAUUCCACAGAUCAGUCCAUUAAACAACCCCCUCCCACCCAAAAGCAGCCAACCUCAAAUCAAGUUGUUCCACCACAAAAACAGAUUAAUAAACAGAACUCUUCCCCAAAGAAAGAUGUCUCCAAACAAACCCCUGCCCCCGAAAAGCAGUCCACAAAGCAAUCGACCCCAGUGCAGAAAAAGACAGCAAAACUAUCACCACCCGUGAAGAAGGAGCCGGUACAAGCCCCUCCCAUCCAGAAACAGCCAGCCAAGCAAGCCACACCCCAGCAGAAGCAGGAACCAUCGAAACAAAGCAAUGGCAAGGUCAAGCAGCAGCAGGGAAGAAAAAAAACUGAGUUGUAAGCUGGGCGUAUGGUGGAGGAGAUGAGUGUAGAGCUGUCCCUAUAAGUGACCAUCCACAUUCCAACACUGUUCAGGAUUGGGAGAAGCUGAAUUUUUUAAACAAGUUGGUGAUAUCUCAGCUCAAGAGCUGCUAAUGUAAAUGUGGGUUUAAAGUUUGGUCAAAGUUGUUGCCAGGUUUUUUUUUCUUUUUAAUUAAACUGAAGUGCAACAUUGAUGUCCUAAACUAGUGUAUUAUUUGGCUACGUCGUAAUUACCCAUUCUUGUAACUUUCCUUAGAACCUAAUAAAUGCACAGUGACAUCAUGGAAGUCAGGGACUCUAAUUAUUUAAGAUAUAUUAGUCAACCAAUAAUGUAUUGUCUUUCCAAUGAUUUGAAAAUAAUAAUAUAGUACUUUUUUAAUGGUUAACAUUAAAAAAACAAAUUUUGUCUAUUUGUUGAUUUGUCUGUGAUGAACGUUGUCUCUCAUUCAUUGUUUCCUUCGAAGAUGUUCAUUUGUAAGAUUGGUCACAAGGGUGGCCAGGUUUUAUCAUGGUGCUCAUUUGAUAUUGUUUUCUUCCUUGUGCUUGCCAUAAACUCUGCCCUAGACACACCUUUUAUUCCUCAUCCGUCCAUUUUUUCUAAAUAAUGUUUAGUUCAUGUGGUCAAUAAUUUGGAUGAUGUGUUCAUUUUCUAUGUACUGUCAGCAGUUUUAUAUUUUCCUUAUUGUUACCUUUAAUUGGUUUCCAUAAUUAAACAGUUUUAAUAACUAUUAACAUUUAAAAAACACAAUAAUAGAGUUCAAACAGACCUAUUGAAAAUGAAAGAGCCAAAUCUACUUUAAAAUGUCACUCUUUACUUAAAUGGAUGCAGUUAAAAAGAAAAAAAUCUUUUAUCUUAAGAUUAUAUUGUAACAAUGACAUGUAUAUCAGAAGGGAAAUAAUUAUGGGGCUGAAUCAAUGAAAAAAAGAAAUUUUGAAUGGAUUUUACUUUGGUAAACACAUGUACCAUUUGAUACAAUUGUUGUUUGAUAAUUUAUAAUUCUAUUGAUAUCUUUGUGAAAUUAAUUUCAUCAGUAUAAGUUUGUUUGUCCUUUACAUUUAAAUUAACACAUCAAUAUUUUGACUUUGCA
Molecule: messenger RNA, 5737 nt
Organism: Lymnaea stagnalis (great pond snail)
Lineage: Eukaryota; Metazoa; Mollusca; Gastropoda; Lymnaeidae
Source: the annotation of a GenBank genome assembly